GGGAAAACGACUCUUGUGGACUCUCUUGUGGCCAGCAAUGGAAUAAUCUCUCAGAGACAAGCUGGGAAGCUCCGCUACAUGGACUGCAGGGAAGACGAGCAGCUGCGAGGAAUCACAAUGAAGUCUUCGGCCAUUGCCCUCCACUACACAAACGGCGAGGAGGAGUUUCUGAUAAACCUGAUUGACUCACCGGGACAUGUUGACUUCUCCAGUGAGGUAUCCACUGCAGUGCGACUGUGUGACGGUGCCAUUGUUCUUGUCGAUGCUGUGGAGGGGGUGUGUCCACAGACUCACACCGUGUUACAGCAGGCCUGGCUGGAAGGGAUCAAGCCGUGUCUCGUGAUCAACAAGAUCGAUAGACUGAUCACUGAACUGCAGUACACACCAACAGAGGCAUACUACCGUCUCCAGGAUCUCCUAGAGCAGGUGGGUUUGGGUGUGGAGGAGACCCUCCAUUGGAAAUGCCUGAGUGAACUUCCUAGCUUCCUCCUGUUAGUUUUAUCAACUAGUACCAAAUACUCUUUAGUGAACCAAUUGGAGUGUGUGUGUUAUCUUUGGUUGAGCGACAUGGACUUGCUUCCUCGUUCUAGUUGAUAAUAUUUAGUGAACAGUUGUAGAGUAUGCAAACUUUGCGUGGCAAAGUUUCCACACAGGUUUUCUCCUAAUAUAGCCCACACCCAUGGUCUGUCUUUUCUCCCUCUCUCCCCCCUUUCCUUCCUCACUCACCUGAUGAGAGAGACUCCACUGCCUAUAAAGGUCCCGGUUUGAAAUGUGGGUGAACGCCAUAACAGGCGGACUCUUCACCUCAGAGCUCAUGGAAGCAGCUGCCAACUCCAAAGACAUUGGUUCAAGAGCUGACACCCAGGGCGAUAAGGAGGAGGAAGUGAUGUAUGACUGGAGUGACGGUCUUGAUGAGACUGAUGACUCAGCACUCUACUUCUCUCCUGAAGCAGGAAACGUCGUUUUCGCCUCUGCUCUCGACGGCUGGGGCUUUGGAGUGAGUCAUUUUGCUGAGCUGUAUUCCAAGAAGCUUGGGAUCAGGCAAGAGGUCUUGCAGAGGACCCUCUGGGGCAAUUUCUACCUCAAUUCUAAAGCCAAGAGAAUAUUCAGAGGAGCUACGGCCAAAGCUAAGAAGCCACUAUUUGUUCAGUUCGUUCUGGACAAUAUAUGGGCAGUCUAUGAUGCUGUGGUGCUGCAAAGAGACAAGACAAAGAUUGAGAAGAUUGUGGGUAGUCUGGGGCUAAAGAUCCCGGCUAGAGACUCCCGGCAUACCGACCCUCGCGUGCACCUUGCCGCCAUCUGCAGUCAGUGGCUCCCGCUGGCCCCCGCGGUCCUCGCCAUGGCAACCUCCCACCUCCCCUCCCCGCUCCAAUUGGAGCCCUCUCGAGUGGAGAGACUCAUGUGUUCAACUGCUCAGUCCUUCGACUCCUUCCCUGUCCAGACACAGCAACUCAGCAGAGAUUUCCUUGUAUGUAGUUCGUCAGAAGAUGCUCCAACCAUUGGAUUUGUGUCGAAGCUGUUCUGUGUUGACCACUCCAUGCUACCGCAGAACCAGAGCAGGCCUCUGACAAUGGAGGAGAUAGCCAAGAGAAGGGCAGCUGUGAAACAGAGGCUGAAAGAUCAGGAAAAUUUAUCUUCAACGGAGAAAUCACAGAAAGAAGGAGAAGAAGAUGGUGAGAAGAGGGAAGAAGAGGAGGAAAGGUCUGUGUUCUUGGCAUUUGCCAGGAUCUACAGCGGCACACUCCGCAGGGGGCAGGAGGUGUAUGUGCUGCAACCUCGCUACGACCCUCAGGAAAUGGACCUCGAUAAUCCCCGGCUUUGCCAAGAUGACCCAGCAGGUAGCUCCAGUCUUGGUCACGUAGGCCCCGGGAACGCCAAUGGAGUUGGAGCUGACGGAGGUGGGGGUGCAGAGAGGUACGCAACAAAGGUGAAAAUCACAGAGCUCUACAUUCUAAUGGGGAGAGGUGUGGUGCAAGUGGAGUCAGUUCCAGCUGGUAACGUCCUCGGAAUCGGCGGCCUCGACCAACACAUCUUGAAAUCAGCGACGGUCUCGACAUCCCUGGCCUGCCCCGCCUUCAGACCAAUGAGUUUCGCAGCUGCUCCGAUCCUGCGAGUUGCCGUGGAGCCGAACAACGCAAGCGAUACCGCCGCGCUCUCCCGAGGAAUGUCCCUUCUCAAUCAAGCCGACGCCAGCGUUGAGAUUUCUCUCCAAGCAACUGGUGAGUACAUUCUCUCUACCGCAGGCGAGGUGCACCUGCAGCGAUGUCUCGACGACCUACGGGACACGUUUGCAAAGGUGACCCUGAGCGUCUCGGCUCCGAUUGUCCCGUUUCGCGAGACCAUCAUCCCUCCACCGAAACUCGACACACUCAAUGAGGUCAUCUCGGAGGAAAACGUUGUCAAACUAGCGCCCGUGAAUCCUCUCUUGAGCGAGGGAGAGAGGGCAGAGGGUGAGAUUGUAACGGUCCAGACUCCCAACAAGGCCUGUACGCUACUCAUACAGGCAAAACCUCUGCCAGAAAGAGUCGUUGGUCUUCUUUCCAGUAGCACAGCUCUACUUAAGGCACUCUACCUCACUACCAGCUCCAGUGGCGGGAAGGGCCAAGUGCUCUUGAGCAGCGAAACUCUUGAAAAACUCAAGAAACUCCGUCGAGAUUUGGAGGAGGGUUUUUCGUCCGAAGAGAGCUGGUCGGAAUUCAGUGAUGAUUUUCUGGGUAGGAUUUGGGGGUUUGGGCCAAAGUCAACGGGAACCAAUGUUCUGUUGUGUGGGCUGUCGGAGUACAGGAGGGGCUCGGUGUGGAGGGGAGUGGAGGGAGGGAGAGAGGGACCUCAAGGGUACCAUCACAGCGUGGUGUACGGGUUUCAGCUGGCCUGUCAGGCUGGGCCACUCUGCGAGGAGCCUCUUCGCGGUGUCUGCUUCGUCCUGAGAGGUUGGAACUUUGCUGCCAGUGAAGGAGGAGAGACAACAGGGGACAAGUCUUUAUCUGAAGAUACAACUCCACCGGUAGUGAAGACGGUGGCAGGCAGCUACGGUCCUUUUUCCGGGCAGCUUAUUUCGACCGUGAAGGAAGGUUGUCGGCGAGCGUUUCAAGUGCAGCCGGCGAGACUAAUGUCAGCCAUGUACACGUGUAACAUCCUGGCGACAGCAGAGGUCCUGGGGAAGCUGUACGCCGUUCUCGGGCGGAGGAACGGGAGGGUGUGUGCGGAGGAGAUGAGGGAGGGCUCCACGGUGUUCAGUAUCCAGGCUCUGGUCCCCGUGGCUGAGAGUUUUGGGUUCGCAGAGGAGGUGAGGAAGAAGACGAGUGGAUUGGCCAGCCCUCAGCUCUUCUUCAGCCACUGGGAGGUGAUUCCAAAUGAUCCAUUUUGGGUCCCUUCAUCGGAAGAGGAGCUGCUUCAUUUCGGAGAGAAAGCAGACUCUGAAAAUCUGGCUCGCAGGUAUAUGAAUGCAGUAAGGAAGAGGAAAGGACUGGCAGUAGACGAAAAGUUGGUGGAGCACGGAGAGAAGCAGAGGACGUUGAAGAGAAAACAAAUAGCACAAUUAUUAUGCACCAAUCAUGUCUCAUUCCUCUGUCAUCAUCUGGUAUAUAUGUCUUCUCGGAUUCUGCCGUUUCUUGCACGCAUCUGCUGACAUUCCAUAGUCGUCA
This is a messenger RNA of Geodia barretti, 3644 nucleotides long. Lineage: Eukaryota; Metazoa; Porifera; Demospongiae; Tetractinellida; Geodiidae. The record is from the annotation of a GenBank genome assembly.